UUGUUUUGAUAUACUGUCGGUAAUGUUGUAGGUGAUACCAAAAUGGUAAGGAAGCUUCAGAGAAUCUAAAAACUCAUCCGAACAAAUAUUAGGUGAACUUUGCACACAUUGUGUACAUAAAGCCAGUAAUAAUUUCUCUUUGAGAUGACAGACUCGAUACGAGUGGUAUUCAAAAUGGUUGGUUGACCAUGUGAGUGGAAGGAUUUUAUAAUUAUUUAAGAGUUAAUACAAAUAAAAUGACGGCGAUUGUGCAAGAGGACAACGAAUUGAAGAGGUUACUUGGUAACCCUGCGAAAAAUGCUGGAGAGGAUAGCUUGAUGGGGCCACCGCAAUCGACUAAUGUUCCACGGCCGAGCACUUCGCAAAAUGUCAAUCCACAAUCAAUGAUCACGCCAAUGACCCCAGCUAAUAGUACAAAAGAAGUAAUAGAACCAUGUUUACAAAAUGUAGUUUCUACAGUUAAUUUAGGUGUAGAAUUGUUAUUAAUGUAUAUUAAUACAAGGACAAGGAAUUCUGAAUAUAACCCAGCAAGAUUUACGGGUUUGAUCAUGAGAAUAAGAAACCCCAGAGCUACAGCGUUGAUUUUUCAUUCAGGCAAAUUAGUAUGUACUGGAGCAAGAUGUGAAGAGGAUUCUUAUUUAGCAACGAGGAAAUUUGCAAGAAUAAUUCAGAAGUUGGGUUUUGCAGUCAAAUUCCAUAAUUUUAAAGUACAAAAUAUAGUUGCUACAUGUGAUUUAAAGUUUCCAAUUAAAUUAGAAAAUUUAAAUCAUAUACAUGGACAAUUUUCUAGUUAUGAACCUGAACUUUAUCCAGGUCUUAUAUAUAGAAUGGUAUCACCAAGAGUAGUAUUGCUUAUAUUUGUAAAUGGAAAAAUUGUAUUAACAGGGGCAAAGAAUCGAACUGAACUGCAGGAUGCAUUGAAUAAUAUAUACCCAAUACUGAAAAGUUUCAGAAAGCAGUAA
Molecule: messenger RNA, 962 nt
Organism: Eufriesea mexicana
Lineage: Eukaryota; Metazoa; Arthropoda; Insecta; Hymenoptera; Apidae
Gene: Trf
Product: TATA-box binding protein-related factor
Exons: 6
Coding region: 237-962 (241 amino acids)
Biological process (GO): DNA-templated transcription initiation
Molecular function (GO): DNA binding
Source: RefSeq, a predicted model, not a curated record